AAGAACAAAGAACCAUUUACUGGCGCAGUCGACAGCACGAAGCACCACGGAGGAAUCGACGACGGCAACAAGACGACAGGAAACCCUCGCAGGACGCCAAAGGCGGCGUUUCAGCAGCGGACAAGAAAAGACAGAUCAUCGAGUUUCCUUCACUGGCCGUCCGCAGGAACGACACGAGGUCAAGACUGGGACAAGAAAGGCUACGAAGGAGAGAUCUGCGACGUUUCCGGAACGAAGAGGACGCCAAGCAGUAACCGUCGACGCACAGACGAGGAGCGACCGCUGGCAGGCCGCCGGGAAGAAAACAUCGACCCGACACGCGGUCACGCACCGCCACUAUCGUGCCUCAGGGACCGAGAAUUGGGCGCGGAGAGCACCAUCAGACUUCCGCAGCGAGGACGUCGGCUUCAGGCGACGAGCGACCAGGCGCACACACAAACAUCCGAGUGAGUCCCUUGGUUCACAUUCCUCUGUUAUGUGUUGUGUUGCUCGAGCCGGCCCAAUUAUAUGAAUACCAGAUUUCCGCACCUAAACGCGGAUAAAAAUCGGAGAGACAUGAACAAGAGCGGGAAAGGCGGCGGGGAUGGUAGUCACGUGCCAGACUCAUCUCUCUCGGAAAAAGAAAUGGAGUAUAACCUGAAGCUAGCAGAAGAGCGCCGACGCGCUCUAGAACUUGAACUCGAGCUCGCUCGGGUUCGACUGGACACCGCGACGCAGAGGCGUGACGAGGCGAGCGAGGCGGAACCUUCGAGCGGCCAGAUGGGACUCAGAUAUUACUCCAAGUUGCUAGCAGGUGCCUUCCCGAAAUUCCCAACCGACGGCGAGGUGCCUAUUUGGUUUGAGUCAGUGGAGAGCUCACUGGGUGCGUACGACGUUCCCAAGGCGCUGUGGGGGCAGAUCGUCUUCCCGAUGAUCGCUGAGCGGGUUGCAUACUUGUCAACGCGACUAACCCCUGCGGAACACAGGGAUUACGAUAUACUCAAGGGAGUAGUUCUCGACGAGUUGAAGCUGUCAGCGGCCGAAUACCAAAGGCGGUUUCUUGCCGCGACCAAGCGAAAGGGGGAGACUUGGAAAACGUUUGCAACUCGUCUACAGAGUUACAUUAACUUCUAUGUGGAGGCCCGCGGCGUCUCCUCCUUUAAGAAUCUUCUCGAACUGUUAGUCGCCGAUCAGUUGAAGUCGGGUUUAGCAGAAGAAGCCGCCAAGUACGUUAAGCUGCGGGAGGGGGAAGAAUGGUUAAAAGCAGACGAACUGGCUCGGCUGCUGCAGACCUAUGAGGAAGCGGCGGGCGAGGGCAGUGCGUGCGCGAAAAUAAACCUCGCUAAAAGGGCAGAGUCAAAGGGCACCAACCAAGGGGUAAUACCGAGCGCAUCAAAAACAACCGGGAGCGUUACAGCUCGGGCAGAGAAACCCGAGACGACCAGGCCGCCCUCGGUUGUUAAGAAAGCGUCUCGGCCGGGCGAAUGCUUCCAGUGCGGAAGCACGAGCCACUACGUGGCUCAAUGCCCGUUCGCUCGGGAAGCGAGGGGGGUAAAAAGUGACGAACGACCACGCGGAGAGAGAUUAACGGCACGUAUCGCAGCUGAAAGCCGCAGCUUGGCACAUCCAAAGCUUGGGAGCGUCAAAGUUAGCUGCCGAGGCAAGGUAAUUGAUGCAAUUGUCGACACCGGAGCAGACAUCACAGUAGUCCGUGAAAGCAGUGUGCCAGAGGAGCUGCUAAAGCCGCAUGGGAGUAUAGAACUCGUGUCCGCAUUCGGCGAGAAGGUCGAAGCUAAGCUCGCCGUGGUACCACUCGCACUUUACCGCGGGGCAUCCUUGAUUCACGACGUGGGUGACGCGACGCAGGUCGUGUGCGCUCUUACGGAUCGGCUCACACACACUGACUGCCUGAUCUCCGCGGAAACAUGGGAACAGUUGCACACGCAUAAUGAGGCGGAUGACGAGGUUCACAUACAAGCAGUGGGAAAACGGGGCCAGCAGGGAGAGCAGGGACAAGAACGGGAGAACCUGUUCGAGCCAUCGAAUUCCAACACGGUUUCAACCGAUGUUCCCCCACCGCCUGAUAUCUCCGCAGAGGAGCGAGAGGAGCCGAAUCUCGAGACUGAGGUGAUGCAAACCAGUGACGCGCGAAAGUUCCGUAAUGAACAGCGAGAUGACGAGUCAUUACGACGGGCUUGGCAAAAUGCAAAAGGUGGCAAGGCGGGCAUGUCAAUAGUAGACGGAUUGCUGUACCAUAAAGAUCAAGUACUUGGUCAGAAAGUGCUGCAGUUAUUACUGCCCGAGUCGCGCCGCAGCACUGUGCUUCGCCUGGCCCAUGAGUCCUACUGGGGCGGUCAUCUCGGCUUCCGCAAAACAAAAGCGCGCAUUAAGUACAGUUUUUACUGGCCAGGCAUGGAGAAAGACAUUCGCGACCAUUGCAACGGAUGUCACAGUUGUCAGGUUCGAUCAGACAGACGGCAGUCCGAUAGGGUGCCGAUAGCACCGCUCACGCGCCCGAAGUUCCCAUUUCAGAAAGUCAACAUGGACGUGAUCGGCCCUAUCGACCCACCUUCAGCCAGAGGGCACCGCUAUGCAUUGUGUGUCAUAGACUUGUGCACACGCUGGCCAGAGGUGGUUUGCCUAAAGUCACCGUCAGCCAAAGCGACAUGUGAUGCGCUGCUGACCGUGUUCACCAGGACAGGAGUACCAGAAGUAGUGUGUUCGGACUGCGGAACGAAUUUCACAGCUGCACUUACUAGCGAGUUUCUCGCGAGACUGGGUUGCACCCCACGGUUCUCGACCCCUGACCACCCGGAAAGUAACGGGUCCGUGGAAAGGUGGAACCGUGUAUUCAAAAAUAUGUUGUUUCACGUAAUCGAGAGAGACGCCCGAGACUGGGAUCGAUUCGUCCCCUUCUUGCUGUGGGCCUACCGAGAGGUCGCCCACGACACAACGGGAGUGUCACCUUUCCGGAUGCUUUACGGUAGAGACCCGGUCGGGCCUCUCGCUAUCCUCGGGAGAAGCUGGGCGGGUGAUAUUGAGAUCCCAGCGGAGUUAGCGGACGCUCCCGCGGACUACUUAGAGAAAUUGAAAACGCAACUAGGGCUCGCAGCUGACGCCGCGGAGCUCACCACAAGCAAGCAACAGGAGGCGUACGCGUCGCACUACAACAAACGCGCCAUGUUAAAGGUGUUUAACGAGGGCGACGCGGUCCUCGUCUUUGACACAAACCGCGCAGGGAAAAUGUACCCGAAGUGGCUGGGGCCGUGCACAGUAACGGAAAGGUAUCGUGAGCACUCGUACUACGUGCAGACGCGCGAUGGCCGCCGCAUGCUAGUGCACGCGAACAAACUGCGCCCCUACGUUCGCGAAGUUGCAUCGGUGAGCGUUAUGUUCCACGAUGACUGUGACUUCGGGGAGGUAGAAUACACUCCGCGAGCAGCCGAGCCUGGCCAGGCGCGUCCAAUUCUCGAUCAUGAAAAGACCGCGCACAUCGAUGAAGAAACAGCUGCCCGUAUAGGUGCUGCGUUCGACCAGCACCACGCGCUCUUCUCGGGCCAGCCGGAUCAGAGAGCUGCUGGAGCUAGGUUUGAUAUACCGAUGUGA
This is a messenger RNA of Ixodes scapularis (black-legged tick), 3585 nucleotides long. RefSeq lists its product as uncharacterized. Gene Ontology annotation, molecular function: nucleic acid binding; zinc ion binding; aspartic-type endopeptidase activity. The coding region runs from base 508 to 3585 and encodes 1025 amino acids. Gene Ontology annotation, biological process: DNA integration; proteolysis. The record is from RefSeq and is a predicted model, not a curated record. The transcript has 2 exons. Lineage: Eukaryota; Metazoa; Arthropoda; Arachnida; Ixodida; Ixodidae.